AUGUCUACCCAGACAUACCACGUCCGUCCCGGCCGCCUCUCCGACAUACCAAAGCUCAUGCCCAUCUUCACCACCACCAUCGCCCGCGACCAGCUCUUCACCAUCCUCUUUCCCCUCAAGAACAGCCAUGGCGAUUCAGGCCCGGAAGUCGACAUCGACGCCAUGAAAACGUACAUGAACCGCGUCUUCGCUCUCCGCUACUGGUCCCCAAACUUUCGUCUCUCCGUCGCUUUUAGCGUCGAUGACGUCGAGUGUGCUACUCCCCUGGCAUUCUCAUGGUGGAAAUUGCCUGACUCCCAGCUGAGUCUUUACGAGAGAUGGCUAUCACCAUACGGCAUAAACCCCACCGCAUCAACCAUGUUCAGCCGCUUCAUCGAGAGAGAGAUUGAACCCGCCAUCUUUACACCUCCCACCACCGAUUCCAAGUCCAGGUCCAUGUCCACGUCCACGCCGUCCUCUCAAGAUGAGAAUGAUGAAGAUGAGGUUAAAGUUGGAAAUGGAAAUGGAAAUGAGAACGAGCAUGCUAGAGAGGAUGCGGAAGAGGAAAAGAGAUAUGCCCGCCGCCGCCAAGCCUUCUACCUCAACACCCUGGCCGUCCUUCCCUCCCUCCAGGGCACAGGGCUGGGCAGCUUCCUCCUGCGCCACGGCCUUCGCGCCGUCGACGACCGCGGCGCCGCCGCCUGGCUCAUCGCCCUCGCCGGCGUCGAGCCCUUCUACCGGAGGCAGGGGUUCGUCGAGGUCGGCAGGGCCAAUGUCGGCGAGAUGUCUGGCUGGCGCGGGGGGGCCAUCAUGUUUAGGGAGUAG
This is a messenger RNA of Geosmithia morbida, 804 nucleotides long. RefSeq names its product Ribosomal protein S18 acetylase RimI. The coding region runs from base 1 to 804 and encodes 267 amino acids. Lineage: Eukaryota; Fungi; Ascomycota; Sordariomycetes; Hypocreales; Bionectriaceae. The record is from RefSeq and is a predicted model, not a curated record. Gene Ontology annotation, molecular function: acyltransferase activity, transferring groups other than amino-acyl groups. The transcript is spliced from 2 exons.